AAAUCGUGUAUUUUCGAGCAAAGCUAACAAGUUUUAUUUUUAAUCAAAUCUCCACUUUAAAAAACAAGUUGACAAUGGUAUCUGUUUUUUGCUUUUGUUGUUCUAACGGAAGGUGCUCCGACUGUUUUUAAUCGCAAGUCCAAUCAAAGAAUGGCUAAGUCAAGUAAAAAAGGAAAAGAAAAAAUCGAAUAACAAGCCCAGUCUGUUUUUUUCAAGCUUUUUUCUCUUCUUUCUUUUCUUUUCUUAUAUUUCUCCUUUGAAUACAAUGUUUGAUUUCAUGCUACCCAAUUCGCCUGCACACGCGAACUUAUUACCUACGAAAACAGCAGUGUCUCAGCCAACGAUUGUUCAACAAAACCAUGUAUAUAAUAAGCGACAGCAAGCUACAGAGAGUGUUGUUCAUGUUACAGUAACUGCGGCUGGCACCGUAGUCUAUACCUAUACAGCAACUUCGUAUUCAUAUGUCCCAUCCUAUUCCACUAUUAGUGAAACAGGUCGUCCAACAACUAAUGCAGGACAAAACAAUGGAAAUACAAGCUCGAAUGACUCGACAAACGGCAAUUCUGGAACAAAUGUGGGUGCAAUUGUGGGUGGUGUUGUAGGCGGUUUAGCUCUUAUUGCUUUAAUAGCGUUAGGAUUCUUCUUUCUACGUCGACGAUCACAGAAAAGAAAAAGAGAAAAACAAAAGAAUGAACUCAUUGAUGAUGACGAUGAUUCCUAUUAUCGAGGCCAUGGACGUCAGCCUUCUACUGCCACAGCUUUAGAGACUGGCGCUGUUGCUGGAAUGACAUCAUUAGACUCACCUGCACCCAGGCAUUUGGUAGCGCCCUUACAACAUUUAGGCGACAAUGGAAGGGAAUCAAAAUACUUUCAAAACGAGGGAGGCUAUUAUGAAGAUGUUGUGGCGCCGUAUCCAACAACUGCUGCCUAUUACUCUGGAAAUAACAGUGUUGCUUCGGACUCUUUACCCUCGACCGCCGUUGACAAUAGUACUUAUGGAGGAGGUGUCCGACAUGUUCCUAAUGAAGCAGAUUAUUUGGUCUCUCCUAACAACACAGCAAGACACGUUCCACAUUUGAAGGACAAUCAUGCACAAGAACCGCCACAUUCUAAAGAUUAAUGUGUAACAAUAGAUUAAGACACAGUCUGUAUAACAUA
Messenger RNA from Gilbertella persicaria, 1158 nucleotides. RefSeq lists its product as uncharacterized. The transcript is spliced from 3 exons. The record is from RefSeq and is a predicted model, not a curated record. Bases 266 to 1120 code for a protein of 284 amino acids. Lineage: Eukaryota; Fungi; Mucoromycota; Mucoromycetes; Mucorales; Choanephoraceae.